CUCCGAGACCAAGGCCCUGUUUGAGAGGCACCGGCCCACCCACGUCAUCCACUUGGCCGCCAUGGUCGGGGGCCUCUUCAAGAACAUCCGCUCCAACCUGGAUUUCUGGAGGACAAACAUCCACAUCAAUGACAACGUCCUGCACUCGGCCCACGAGAUGGGGGUGGAGAAGGUGGUCUCCUGCCUCUCCACCUGCAUCUUCCCAGACAAGACCACGUAUCCCAUCGACGAGACCAUGAUCCACAACGGGCCCCCUCACAGCUCCAACUUCGGCUACUCCUACGCCAAGAGGAUGAUUGACAUCCAGAACAGGGGUUAUUCCGAGCAGCACGGCCGGCGCUUCACCGCCGUCAUUCCCACCAACGUCUUCGGGCCGCACGACAACUUCAACAUCGAGGACGGCCACGUCCUGCCGGGGCUCAUCCACAAGGUCCACCUGGCCAAACAGUCCGGCUCCGCUCUGACCGUGUGGGGAACGGGAAAGCCCAGGAGGCAGUUCAUCUACUCCCUGGACCUGGCCCGGCUCUUCCUUUGGGUCCUGCGGGAAUACGACGAGGUGGAGCCCAUCAUUUUGUCAGUGGGAGAAGAAGACGAGGUGUCCAUCCGGGAGGCGGCGGAGGCCGUGGCAGAGGCCAUGGAUUUCCGGGGAGAGCUCCUCUUUGACCCCAGCAAGGCCGACGGGCAGUUCAAGAAGACGGCCAGCAACGCCAAACUCCGGCGGUACCUGCCCGGCUUCCAGUUCACUCCCUUCAGGAAAGGUGAGGUGGGGACAUGGAGGUCCUGCCUCUGCCAGCCUUGGGGGCAUCAGGGUGGUCCAUCCUUCGGGAUGAGGGUGGUGGAACACUGGCACGGGGUGUCCAGGGACGUUGGUGGUUUCUCCGUCCCUGGGAAGUGUCCAAGGUCAGGGAAGGUCCCGGCCGGCAACAUCCUGGCCAGCGCUCCCUCCGAUAAAAACCUGGAAGCUUGGAGGGGCGCUGCCAAGAUGCUGCUGGAGACCGGGGAACACCCGGCAAAGCUGCGGGGGGACGUCUGCACCCCCGGGGGCACCACCAUCCAUGCCCUGCACCAGCUGGAGAAGGGAGCGCUCCGGGCCACCGUCAUGAACGCUGUGGAGGCGGCCACCAACCGCGCCUGGGACAUGGCCAAGGACUAG
Molecule: messenger RNA, 1153 nt
Organism: Manacus vitellinus (golden-collared manakin)
Lineage: Eukaryota; Metazoa; Chordata; Aves; Passeriformes; Pipridae
Gene: GFUS
Product: tissue specific transplantation antigen P35B
Exons: 10
Coding region: 62-1153 (363 amino acids)
Biological process (GO): nucleotide-sugar biosynthetic process
Molecular function (GO): pyrroline-5-carboxylate reductase activity; GDP-L-fucose synthase activity
Source: RefSeq, a predicted model, not a curated record